GGUCUACCGCUUAUAAAAUGGCCCUAGGUGCCCGAGUCCCGGCUCCACAACAAUUGCGAGGACGUAGCUGGACCUUUGCGCCACUGAAGCUGUCAAACUCACUGGCGAAAACGCGCUAGCCUCAGCAAUGGAACAGAGAUCUACAAAAAACGUACAGAACUUCAACAAGCCCAAGAUAGAACUCCAUCUUCACCUUGACGGGGCUAUAAAACCUGAAACCAUUUUGUACUUUGCCAAAAAACGUGAGAUUAAACUGCCAGCAGACACUGCAGAAGGACUUUCGAACUACAUUGGAUAUGAAGAACCCCUUGAUCUCACUCAGUUCCUUGCAAGAUUCGACUAUUACAUGCCAACAAUUGCUGGAGACCGGGAAGCUGUGAAAAGAAUAGCUUACGAGCUUGUGGAAAUGAAAGCAAAUGAAGGCAUUAUAUAUUUUGAAGCGAGAUACUGUCCACAUUACAUGGCCAACUGCGAUGUUGAUCCUAUUCCUUGGAACCAAAAACCAGGAGACUUAAGUCCUGAUGAAGUGGUCCACCUUGUCAAUAUGGGCUUCAAGGAAGGAGAAAAGGAUUUUAAAGUUAAAGUGAGAUCCAUUCUUUGCUGCAUGCGUCACAUGCCAGAAUGGUCUGCUGAAAUUCUACGCUUGUGCAAGAAAUACCGCAAUGAAGGUGUUGUGGGCAUCGAUUUGGCAGGCGAUGAGUUAAUCGGCGCUGAUGUCCACUCGGGCCACGGUGAAGCUUAUACGGAAGCCUUUAACUGUGGCAUCCAUCGAACCGUACAUGUUGGCGAAGUUGGACCAGCGUUGCUAGUGAAAGAGGCUGUGGAUGAUUUAAAGGCUGAGAGAAUUGGACAUGGGUAUCACACGAUUGAUGACCCCACUAUCUACAACGAUUUGUUAAAGCAAAAUAUACAUUUUGAGACCUGUCCGAUGUCUAGCUACCUUACUGGAGCAUGUGACCCAGAUUUUACAAAGCAUCCAAUUAUCAGGUUUAUGAAAGAUCGAGCAAACUAUUCCCUGAAUACCGAUGAUCCUUUGAUUUUCAAAUCUACGAUCAAUACAGAUUAUGCCAUUGCAUCAAAAUACUUUGGUUUCACAGAAGAAGAAUUCAAAAGAGUGAAUAUUAAUGCUGCCAAGUCCAGCUUUCUCCCUGCUAAAGAAAAAGAAGAACUUUUAUGCACAUUGUACGAUGCGUAUGGAAUGGUGGAGAGCACUGAGUUUUAAGCGGACACUGCACAACAUCAUCAAUGUGACAAAACGUUUCUCUCGAGUGACUACCUAAUUGAUGGAAUCGAAUAUUUUUUAUUUUCAGAUUUUCCAUGAUUGUCUGUUGACUUUGUGUAAAAUAUGUGACACUGCCUUUCUUUCAGAUAUAUGCAAACCGACCUAAAUUGCCUUUUGAUUUUCAGUAUGGUAUAAACAAAAAUAGACAAUAGGUGCAGGAGUAGGUCAUUCGGCCCUUCGAGCCGACACUGCCAUUCACUGUGAUCAUGGCUGAUCAUCCACAAUCAGUACCCCAUUCCUGCCUUCUCCCCAUAUCCCUUGAUUCCGCUUAACACCAAAGGUGAUUCAAAUAGUGUUUUUAAGGCCCUAUGUUAUUUAGGCAAUGGCUUUACACAAUCAUUUAAUGCACAAUCAUUGCGUUUUACAUGAAAACAUUGCAAACUGUGGCACCUUCUCCACAAAUGUCCCAAAGGAUCACUAAAUCAUAGAGAAUAAAGGAUGUUUAAUGUGGCUGGUUCAAUCCUUGAUUAACUUAAGCUAGACACAAAAUGCUGGAGUAACUCAGCAUGUCGGGCAGCAUCUCUGGAGAAAAGAAACAGGUGACGUUUCGGGUCAGAACCCUUCUUCAGAUUCCAACUUCUUCAGAGAUAAGUCCUUCAGAGUCUGAAGAAGUGUCGCCUGUUCCUGUUCUCCAGAGAUGCUGCCUGACCCGCUGAGUUAUUCCAGCAUUUUGUGUCUAUCUUUGGUAUAAACAAGCAUCUGCAGUUCCUUCCUGCACACUGAUUAACUUGUGUACUCAAAAAGGAAUGAUAAUUUGGUGAACCACAGAACUCACACCGAUCAGUGCCUAAUCCAGCUUGUGUUAAUGAUUGCCUAAUGCAUGUUCGAAUGAGGUGGGAAGAGGGAGAACUGAUUUUUAUGGGAUAUUUCUUCAGUAAAAUGAGACCACUCCUUUUUUCAAGGAGUGAGCUGUAUUAAGUUCAGAGCCAAGCUGAAACCGUUUGAAAUAAUAUUGCUGCAAAUGGCUUAGAAACAUAAAGUAGGUGCAGGAGUAGGCCAUUCGGCCCUUCGAGCCAACACUGCCAUUCAAUAUGAUCAUGACUGAUCAUCCAGAAUCAGCGCCCUGUUCCUGCUUUUUCCCCACAUCUCUUAAUUCCGUUAGCCCUAAUAAUUUUUCUCUAACGCUCUUGAAUACAUCCAUUGAAUUGGCCUCCAGUGCUUUCUGUGGCAGAGAAUUCCACAGAUUCACAACUCUCUGACCGAAAUCAUUUUUCCUCAUCUCAGUCCCAAUGGCCUGUGGCUUCAUGCACAGUCCAAUGUCUCCAAAACAUCUGGCAUCACUCUUUGGAAAAUAGCCAUUCAGUUCUUCCCAUCUUUUAAUUUGAGCAGAUUCACCACAUUCGCAAGUGUUUCAGUCUUUUUCAAAUAUGUUCAUAAUGUUUAAUCUACUGCGUUGAAAUAUUGUUCAUGGAUAAUCUACAAAGAUUAAGUAUUUUCUUACUCUUGGAAAAUUUUCAUAUGACAAAGCUAGUUCAUUAUAUACUAACUGCUGGAGUAACUCGGUAGGUCAGGCAGCAUCUGUGGAAGAUAUCCACAUUUUGUUUUGUAAACCAGCAUCUGCCGUUCCACGUGUCCAAUUAAUGAUACAAGUAAUCUAAACUAUUUAGAAUAUUAUUGUAGAUAGACACAAAAAGCUGGAAUAACUCAGCAGGUCAGACAGCAUCUGAACAAUUGAGUUACUCCAGCUUUUUGACUCUAUCUUUGGUUUAAACCAUCAUCUGUAGUUCCUUCCUGCACACCUAGAAUAUUACUGUAUACCUCAAAUAGAUCAUCCAAGUCCAUUGUGCUGAAUUUUAGCCAGCGCCUACACUAUUAGCAACUGCUCACACCAGUCUGAAGAAGGGUCCUGACCCAAAAUGUCAUCAAUCACCAUAUACUGUAAGCACCGGAGAUGCUGCUUAUCCCACUGAGUUACUCCAAUACUUUGUGAAUACCCUGGUUAAACAGAGCAGUUGUUUGUUCAAGAUAAGCCACUUCAAAUAUAGCUUGGGUUAUGUACUGUUAUACAUUUUUGUAUAAAUGAUAUUUUUGUAAACCAGCAUCUGCAGUUCCUCGUCUCUAGAUUUUAUCUACUUACAUUCCCUAUUUCUGAAAAUUAUUGCAUGUAAUAUUUUGAUUGCAGUUUUUUCAACUGUAAACAUUAAAACUCUAGUAAUAAGGGUCAUUCUGACUAACACUCCAAUUAUUAUACUUGCCAAAAAUACUGAAAUAACCUUUUACACUUGUUUACUUUUGAUCCACACAGUACCACUGAUUAUUUGUAUCACUGAUAUAGCAUGCCAUCAAAAGUUGUACAUUGGUGCUGCCAUUUGAUUAAGCAAAUUGCUUGAAUAUCUUGCCCAAAGUUUACAAUGAUACAGUUUUGAUAUUCUAUAACUAUAUUGGUACGAGUUGUUGACAACUUUUAAUUCGCUCCAGCAUAGAGCUUUGUAUUCAGGUGUACAGGUAAAUCUUUGAGAUAAUUUGUACUUGGCAGAUUUGUAAACUGUAUGCAUUAAAAAAAUAAAAUAAAAGGGGCUUUUCCAGAA
Messenger RNA from Leucoraja erinaceus (little skate), 3810 nucleotides. It is a transcript of the gene ada, whose product is annotated as adenosine deaminase. Gene Ontology annotation, biological process: negative regulation of adenosine receptor signaling pathway; adenosine catabolic process; hypoxanthine salvage. The record is from RefSeq and is a predicted model, not a curated record. Gene Ontology annotation, cellular component: external side of plasma membrane; cytosol. The transcript is spliced from 11 exons. NCBI's taxonomy places the organism in Eukaryota, Metazoa, Chordata, Chondrichthyes, Rajiformes, Rajidae. The coding region runs from base 128 to 1222 and encodes 364 amino acids. Gene Ontology annotation, molecular function: adenosine deaminase activity.